Messenger RNA from Humulus lupulus (European hop), 297 nucleotides. Its product is annotated as precursor of CEP9. The record is from RefSeq and is a predicted model, not a curated record. NCBI's taxonomy places the organism in Eukaryota, Viridiplantae, Streptophyta, Magnoliopsida, Rosales, Cannabaceae. The transcript has a single exon. The coding region runs from base 1 to 297 and encodes 98 amino acids.
AUGAAAGUUGGCCACGUUAUGCCAUCAAACGACAAUGGUGGAGGUCACAAGGAGGAGCAAGAUCUCCAUUCCACGACGGCCUCAGAUGUUGGGCCUCCUCAGCCUUCACCCACCAGGAACGCCUUUCGACCAGCCAACCCAGGUAAGGGCCCUGUGCACGGAAUGACUACUUCCUCUGCUAAUUUUGCAAACGGACAAAACGGCGAACGACGUUUCGUUUCGAUAAACAAAGAUGAUUUUCGCCCCACUGAGCCCGGACACAGCCCUGGUGCUGGCCAUUCUCAUCACCUGAAUUAA